This is a messenger RNA of Racocetra fulgida, 437 nucleotides long. The record is from the annotation of a GenBank genome assembly. NCBI's taxonomy places the organism in Eukaryota, Fungi, Glomeromycota, Glomeromycetes, Diversisporales, Gigasporaceae.
AAGAAGCUUGAUAAUAAUAUUGCUGCUUUUAUUAUUGAGGACCUUCAACUAUUUUCAGUUCUUCAAUCCCAGGCAUUUAAAGGAAUAAUUGAAGAUCGUUUGAAGGAAAUUCUUAUUAAUGCUAAAGAUAAAAUUUUACAAAAUAUUCGUAAGUAUGCACUUGAUAGUGCUGAAAUUAUUGAUAAUAGAUCUAAUAUCAAAUUAUGCUUAGAAAAAUUAGGGCGAAGAUAUAACAUGUUUAAAAUUUUUUGUUUUGGUUAUACUUUGCAACUUACAAUUAAUGAUGCAUUAAAAGAGUGUCUUGCAAUUACAAAUUUAAUAAAAAAAUAUAAAGAUAUUGUAUCACAUUUAGCGGAAGCCCGAUUUCUUUUAGAAGCUCAAAUGGAGAUAGAUGAUUGGGAUAAACUUUUUUCCAUAGUCUGUGAUGUUUUAAUGAG